Messenger RNA from Gaeumannomyces tritici R3-111a-1, 3936 nucleotides. Its product is annotated as elongator complex protein 1. Gene Ontology annotation, biological process: tRNA wobble base 5-methoxycarbonylmethyl-2-thiouridinylation. The transcript has 5 exons. Gene Ontology annotation, cellular component: elongator holoenzyme complex; cytosol. Gene Ontology annotation, molecular function: tRNA binding; protein binding. Lineage: Eukaryota; Fungi; Ascomycota; Sordariomycetes; Magnaporthales; Magnaporthaceae. The record is from RefSeq and is a predicted model, not a curated record. Bases 1 to 3936 code for a protein of 1311 amino acids.
AUGCGAAACCUGCGCAACAUCCGUCACGACCUGUCCAGGGCCGAGUCGGACAUCAGCGCGGCCUGUUGGGAUGCCGGAGCCGACGAGGUCCUGGUCACGUUUGGGCCGACCGAGGCAGAGGCCAGGAUAACGCUCGCGAGGAUCGUGAACCAGCCCGGCUCAGCGACCUUGGAAUACACCCAGAUAGCCUCGUGGGAUGCUCCGAGUCCAACCCCUGACCUUCUGGUAGACCGUGUCGUAAACCUCCACUACUUCAGUGAUAUCUCCACAACCUGUCUCGUACUGGCCGGCGGAGAUGUCGUGAUCGUUCGGGAGGACCGAUCCGGAGGUGAUGGUGCCACGCAUAUCGAGAUCGUCGGGUCCAUCGACGCUGGUAUUGCGGCGGCCCGGUGGUCGUACGACGACGAGCUGCUAGUCCUCGCGACGAAUGCGGCCACAGUCAUCUUUAUGAGCCGCAGCUUCGACCCCGUAACCGAGGUGACCCUGACUGCCGAGGAUCUCAAGGCGUCCAAGCACGUCUCGGUCGGCUGGGGCAAAAAGGAGACGCAGUUCCAAGGCAAGGGAGCCAAGGCCCUGCGCGAUCCUACCAUCCCAGAGAAGGUCGACCAGGGCACGCCAAGCCCGCUCGAGGACGGCCGCACCACCAUCAGCUGGAGGGAGGACGGCGCAUACGUGGCCAUAAAUAGCGUCGAGCCCGGCUCGCGCAGGGUUAUCCGAGUCUACACGCGAGAGGGUGCGCUCGACAGUGCCAGCGAGCCCGUAGAUGGCUUAGAGGGCAGUCUCAGCUGGAGGCCGUCUGGGAAUCUGAUGGCUGGCAUUCAGCGACUGAGCGAUCGCAUCGAUGUCGUUUUCUUUGAGAGGAACGGCCUGAGGCAUGGCCAGUUCACCCUUCGGCUUCCGUCCCUUUCGACCACAGACGUACCGAUACAUCUCGGGUGGAACCCUGAUUCCACCGUCCUGGCCGUGAGGAUUGCCGGUGUUGUCCAGCUGUGGACAAUGGGCAACUACCACUGGUAUCUGAAGCAGGAACUGCGGUCUGGCUCACCCUGUUCAGACCUGGCUUGGCAUCCCGAAAAACCACUUCGACUUGCAGUGGCUGCAGCGCGCGACCUUGUACAAACGGAAUGGGUCUUUCAUACGUCCAAGGGCUCCGUGGUUGCUCCACACGACUUUGGCGCAGUGGCGGUGAUAGACGGCAAGACGCUGAAGCUGACGCCCUUUCGCACUGUCAACAUGCCGCCACCCAUGGCCAUGUUCGAGCUCUCGGCAGCAGAAAGCAUAGUUGACGUUGCUUUCACCCCCGACAACUCACACAUGGCCGUGCUACACCACCAUGGUGUAGACACCUAUGAGUGGCAGAUCAAGGCUGGUCGGUCACUGGCGCCUAUAAAGGCAGCUUCUGCUACUAUUCGCAGUGAUGCGGAAACAGAGGACAUAUCUUUCCUUCAAGUCGCCUUCUCGAGUCCCCAAGAAUUCUAUGUUCUUGGUUCCAAGCAAGGGUCCCCGAGUAUCUACACAUACGCGCUGGCUAGCGGAGCCGCUAAGCUACUAGCCACCCAGGAUGCUGUCCUCAUUUCAAGCAUACUCGGCUCUGCAAAUGUCUCCUCAGGAUCCAUCUAUGCCCAGGAUCGUACAGGAAAGCUUCUAGAAGUCUCGGAUGAAGGACAAAAGUCACUUCCUUCAAGAUUCGUGACGCACCUGCCGUGGGCUGAGAUCCCCAAGCAAGGCGAUAGCGAGUCCCUCGCCAUCGGCCUGUCCCGGCGCGGACAUCUAUACGUAAACACGCGCCAGUUGGCGAAGAACUGUACAUCAUUCCUCGUCACGGAUGAUCAUCUUAUCUUCACAACCACCAACCAUCUGUUAAAACUGGUCCAUUUAGCCGGCGUCCAUGUAGCAGAUCUUGAGGUGCCGGCGGACGAUCCCGAGACCGACGAGCGGUGCCGAAGCCUCGAGCGUGGUGCAAGGCUUGUCACGGCCGUGCCCAGCAACAUGAAUGUUAUCCUGCAGAUGCCGCGGGGAAAUCUAGAGACUAUCUAUCCCCGUGCCAUGGUUGUGGCUGGCAUACGGCAGCUCAUUGACGACAAGAACUACUCGCGGGCGUUUGCGUACUGCCGAACGCAGCGAGUCGAUAUGAACAUCCUUUACGAUCAUCAGCCCGAACAGUUCCUAUCACACGUUGGUCUGUUUCUAGAGCAGCUGGGAGAUACCAGCUACAUUGAUCUGUUCCUUUCAUCUUUGAGAGCGGAGGAUGUCACGCAGACUAUGUACAAGGACACAAAGAGGCCCAAGAGCUCUGCUCCUGCAUUUCAAAGCGGCGCAGCAGAGGCCCCUGAGUUGGAAGCCAAACGGUCAAAGGUAAACACAGUCUGUGAUGCUGUGCUGGCUGCACUUCAAGCUGGCAAGACAUCAAAUCUGCAGAACAUCAUCACGGCGAACGUCUGCAAAGAUCCGCCUGCGCUAGGCGACGGUCUUUUGGUUGUUGCUGGCCUUAUGAAGGAAGACGAGGCGCUGGCUGAGAAGGCGGUUGAGCACAUAUGUUUUCUGGUCGACGUCAACAGGCUCUACGACACGGCGCUUAGUCUGUACAACCUCGAACUGGCACUUUUGGUGGCUCAACAGUCCCAAAGGGAUCCGAAGGAAUACCUACCCUUCAUCCAGAGCUUGCACCAGAUGCCAGAGCUGCGGCGCCAGUUCACUAUAGACGACCAUCUUGGAAACCGAGAGAAGGCGCUUGGCCACCUCAAGUCCGGCGGCGAAUUUGAGGCGGCCACGGACUACACGGUCAAACACACCCUCUACCAAGCGGCUCUGGGCCUGUACCGGUACGAGGAGGAGCAAUCUCGCGCGCUCAUGGCGCUGUAUGCCCAGCACCUCGAGAACAAGUCCAAAUUCCGCGAGGCCGGGUUGGCGUACGAGCACUUGGGCAACUUCGCCCAGGCGACGAGCUGCUACCGCUCAGCCGGCACGUCGAGCUGGCGCGAGUGCCUGGCGGCGGCGCACCAGCAGCGCGGCCCGGCCCCGGUCUCCAAGGAGGCGCUGGCCGAGCUGGCGACGGCGCUGGCCGACGCGCUGGCCGAGGCCAAGGACUACGCCGCCGCCGCCGCCAUCCACCUCGAGUACCUGCACGACGCCGAGGCGGCGGUGCAGUACCUGUGCAAGGGCCACCUGUUCGCCGAGGCGCUCCUCCUCAACGCGCGCUCGGGCGGCUCGCUCGACGUGGACCGCGGGCUCACCGACGCCUUCGCGGCCUCGACGGAGCUGCUGGCUGACUGCAAGGCGCAGCUCCGGGCGCAGGUGCCACGAAUCCUAGAGCUGCGGCGCAAGGCGGCCGAGGACCCGCUCGGCUUCUACGAGGGCGAGCGCGCCGGGGGAGGCGGUGACGUGCCCGACGACGUGUCGGUGGCGGCCUCGUCGCGCCUCAGCACCAGCGCCAGCCUCUUCACGCGCUACACGGGCAAGGACGGCGCCGGCGGCAGCGUCGGCACGGCGGGCACGGGCGUCAGCCGCGCCACAAGCAAGAACCGCCGGCGCGAGGAGAAGAAGCGCGCGCGCGGCCGCAAGGGCACCGUCUACGAGGAGGAGUACCUCGUCAACAGCGUCCGGCGGCUCGUCGAGCGCGUCUCGUCGGCGGAGGCCGACGGCGUCGCGGCUCUCGCGGCCGCCCUGUUCCGCAGGGGCAUGCAGGAGCAGGCCAGGGCCGUCGAGGCGCUGCUGGCAGAGGUGCUCGAGGGCUGCCGCGUGGCCGCCGCGCAGGUCUGGCCGCCCGUGGUGGUGGGUGGCGGGCAGCAGCCUGCCAGUGCGCAGGCUCCUACUGCUACUGCAGCGGCGCCGGCUACGGGGGCCGAGGGGGUGAUGGAGGCUUCGUUGGAGGCCAUGGCUACCAGGCAGGAGCCGCCCGUGAUUCCGGACAUUAAGAAGCUAUCUCUGCUCGGCUGA